Messenger RNA from Fusarium odoratissimum NRRL 54006, 613 nucleotides. RefSeq lists its product as uncharacterized. Bases 1 to 576 code for a protein of 191 amino acids. The transcript has a single exon. NCBI's taxonomy places the organism in Eukaryota, Fungi, Ascomycota, Sordariomycetes, Hypocreales, Nectriaceae. The record is from RefSeq and is a predicted model, not a curated record.
AUGUGCCAAGCCCGCUAUCUUCUCUCCGCUCCUUGUGGCCACUCCAAGCACGAGGAGACAUGGAUAUGCAAGCGGGCCAAGUCCUUCAGCGGUAUUCUCAACAAGCUCAUCCUCCGGAAGAAGUGCGAGCCAGUCAGUAUCAUCGCAAUCGUCAUUGACUGGUGUCCUGCUUGCAAGGUGGCCUUCGAGAGAAUCGUCGACACUAUCGGAGCCCACCCUGUGACAUACAACAACUUCUGGGACCCGAGGCUGAUGGACCGGUAUUGGUCCAUCAAGUCUGGAAACCAAAGAGUCCGAGAAGUUGAUCCAGAGGAGAUAGGCCCCGUUGCUUUUAAAAGCUACGACAAGAUCCCGUACCACAAGGUCAGGACGGGGCCCAACACAGCAAAGAGAAAGGAGGACAGCUGGGAGUUACGCGCUCUACAGGCCGAAGUACGCCGACUGAAGCCUGUCUGCGUGUGGAUAGAAGACUAUGAACACGAACCCGUCGAGACACUAGAGGAUCAGUUGAACCUUUGCAAAGUCUCCUUGGUUGAAACGAAGAAAAAGGCGUACAACCACGGACUCGUCCAGUAAGUUCUUCCAUCCAUAACUUCUGUCACUUCGUUUGUCA